Molecule: messenger RNA, 1281 nt
Organism: Macrosteles quadrilineatus (aster leafhopper)
Lineage: Eukaryota; Metazoa; Arthropoda; Insecta; Hemiptera; Cicadellidae
Exons: 4
Coding region: 166-1251 (361 amino acids)
Source: RefSeq, a predicted model, not a curated record
UAUUAAAUUUGUAAAAACAUGAGGUUAACUGGAUAUUUUAAAUGUUUGGUUUCAAAUUGCAAAUCUUUAUAAAAUCAUUAAGAUUAUUAAUUCAUAGACUUAAAACUAAAAUACUGCAAGGAAAUUACGAUUAGCUGCCUUAUUUCGUAUAACUCCGUUCCCCCAAUGAAAACUGAAAACAUCAAACUUCUUCUCCACUCCAAAGACCCAAACUCUAAUCAGAUUAGACUAACUAAGCUUCGAGGGAAUUGUGUGUUUUGCUGUCUGCUCCAAUUUACAUUCUUCUUCCUCUUCUUCGCAGUGUUGAUUUUCAUUGCGUUUGCAGUGAUUGACAUAGAACAUGAAAUGAAGUUAAAACAGAAGGGCACUAAGGACCUGAUACAGAACAACACCAUACCGGGCUCAGUGCUGUGCAAGUCUGUGACUGCUGACAACAUGACCUUGUUGACCCUGGGCUAUCUGACUGGGCUCCGAGGUGGAGAGAAGAGUACAUUGGAGGCUUUCAACCAGAUGUACUACCUCACAGACCGACACCUCACUGAUCAGGAGGCCUGCGCUGUAGAAGCUGCCUUGCGACUCUUCCAGGAUAAGUCUGUCUUCGUCAUAGAAAUCGGCAAUAUUACUAAUCAAAGUAACGCUCAUACUGACUAUCUUCAUUACUUGCGGCAGCACUACACCAAUCUGAACCAGAUCAAAUCCACAGCUGAUAGAUUCUUUAGCGGGUCACCAUUUCAAAAUUACUUCAAAAACAUUGACGAAUUUGCUGUAUUUUGUGCAAAAGUGCUUCUUGUGUGGCAGUUCGGAGGGACCGUCAUAGAUCCAAAUUUUCUAGUACUUUCUAGGAGAAUUUAUGACCAAAAUGAAGGGUUUUGUGAGGUUGAUAGAGAUUUACUGUUUUGCCCAAAUCAAUGUAGUGCAUUUGUAUAUCAGGUUGUGAAAACAAUACUAGACAUGAUGAGUGAUGAAAACUACAAUCAAACUCAAGGUCCAAUCAAGGAUACGGUACAGAAGAUAGUGGACAGAUCUGUUGCUGACUAUUGUGGAGACGAAGGAGCUGUCAAUGUUGGUUGCAUUGGAGUCAACAGACUUAAAGAGGAACAAAUCUGUGUGGACCUAUAUCAAGAGUGUCAAUAUUUAAGAGUGCAAGAAUGGAAAUCAAGAAAUAGUAAUUGGAAAUUAAUUGUUCAAAAGUUUUGCCCUAAGAUAGUGAUUAGGCUACAGUCAGGUGCCAAUGAUCAUUUUGUAAAAUAAUUGUAAAUAAAUUGUGGCAAUUGAAAUUAA